Sclerotinia trifoliorum is the source of this 993-nucleotide messenger RNA. NCBI's taxonomy places the organism in Eukaryota, Fungi, Ascomycota, Leotiomycetes, Helotiales, Sclerotiniaceae. The record is from the annotation of a GenBank genome assembly.
UCAUUUUAUUUUAGGUGCAACGGACACCUCUAAUUUCAAAUUACUCUUCCAUACUUUUUACAUCAAUUCCAAUCCUAGACCAUGUCACGUUACACGCUAAAGGAGCUUCAAACGAGGGAGGAACUCGACGCGGUAGUAGAUGUUAUCUUCAAAGCUCAAUAUUCUCCUUAUAUUCCAUCGAGCUCUAUCUUUUUUCCAGUUUCUAGCUACUCAUUGGAGGACCGGGCUGCAGGGGGUCGAUGCGUCCCAAGAACGGUUGUGGAAAGAGCAUUUGGCCGCAGAUCCUGCAACUAAUCAUUGGAUAAUUGUUGAGGAAAAUGCAAUAUCAAAAAUUGUCGGUGGUUGUUUGUGGAAAUGGCAUGAAGGAAAUCCGUUCCCAGACGGUAUUUCGAAGCCAAACGUUUACUGGUGGCCAGAAGGGGAGGCCAAGGAGUUUUGUAAGACAAUCCAUGACGCCAAGGAUCCUAUGGAUGCAUGGUAAGAAUUCUGGUAAGUUUGCAACCCUACCCUAGCAUCCGACUCGUCAUCCGCUUAGCAGCCUAAUCUUUAGGAUUGUGCAUGAUGGUCGUGGACCCUGAUCACAGGUCUCGUGGUGUUGGUAGGUUGAUGGAAUGGGAGAAUACUAGAAUUGACGAAAUGGGAAUAGAAGGUUUCAUUGAGGCCAAUGAGCUUUGCAGGCGCUUUUAUGAGAAGUGAGGAUACCGAGUUUUGAUGAAACUCGAUUUAUUCAUUCCUUCCAAUAAGUCAGACUUGUGGAACAAGCUCGCGCAUGAACUCAAGAUGCCUCCGUGGUACGCCUUAAGUUCCAUCAAUCUGGGUUUAGAUCCGACCGAGCCCGUAUCUAGACAUGUUCCAUCACCUCAAUUUUCUCUUCACAUGCAUUCUUGAUCCUUCAUUCUGAUAAGCAAUCGCUGAUGAGCCUAUGUUUUAGUGUGGCGACUCCUUGGUGGUGUCACGAAAGAGGGCCAACGGAAUCGACCAUGGCAGCCUCUC